AUGAGCUUCUUCAGUAGAAACCUAAACAUUCAGAAGCGUCACAAGAUCCAAAUAAUAUCUAACAGCAACGCUUUACCACCUGAACCUGACACUGUAUUUAUUACAUCCAGUUGUUGUUGCUGUGGAACGGUUUUACAGCAUCCAAAGAAUAUCAGCAAGUUUAGAUGCUCAAUAUGCUAUGUCACUGUCGUCUUAAGAGGCCCAACAUCUAAUAGGGAGCCGAUAGAGAAGUUUGAUUUGGUGGAAAUGAAAGAGCUAAUUAUGUCUUGUACACAUAUUUAUCGGGAGCUAGAUAAAACUGAAAAACAUCAGAGAAAGCAUGAGAUUUUUUGUCCUGUUGAGGAUUACCUUGCCAUAAGGAUGUCCUCUAUAUUUGCUUUAAACUCAUCGUUUGAAAGUUCGAACCGCAAUGAAAUUUUGGAUUACGACGAAGUUAAAGAAUUCUAUAGGCUUCUAGUAGAAUUGCCUACUAAAAAACCAUUCUACAGCUUCUUGGUGGCCUGUAACGAAUUAUUGAAACGUCCUCAUGUCGUGCUAUCCAAGGCAUUUCCAGCACAAGGAAAAUAUAGAAGAAUAGGGUUAUUCAGAUGGAUUCUAGUAAUAUUAGAGAUCCCAAUUUUCAAACAAACACUAGCAAAUGUUGAAGCAAGCUGUAAUAAACCUCAAUUUAGAGCGAUAUCUUAUGAAGUUUUAAAGAAGGCCAUAGGAUACUUAUCAUGUCUUGAUAUCCCUACAGCUAAAGAAUUGGUCCACUAUUUAAAAUAUCUCCACGAUGAUGUGUUUGUUUCUAAAGUCGAGUUGAUAAACAUGUAUAUUACAUUUCACUUUGCGAGGAUUCUACAUAACAUUGGAAAGGAUGUGGAACGAUCUAAACACAGUCCUCAAUUGGAAGAUUUUCAGACAUCCGAGAAAUUGAACCCUACAAUUGGAGCUGACAUGAGUAGGAAAAUGUUACGCCAUAAUGUUAAUGCAUUUUUAACUGGGAUUGUUAGACCCAUCACUGUUGGUACUGGCAAAGAUACGUUGAACGCUGACUUUAAGUUCAAAAUUGAAGAUUAUGGGAACGACUGGCAUAUUAAGACUGGCGCUAAAUUCCUCCUUUGUUUUUAUGUGGUAAAUCAAGCAGUAUACAAAUGCCCAGUUUCUACAUUCUACAAUACAAUGAUAGAUUUCGUUGAUUAUAAGAAAGAUUUUGAUAUCUGGCAGAAAUCAAGUAAACUGUUAACAGACCAAAAUAAAGAGAAUCAAGACGCUUUAGAAGCACCAACCGAUGGCCAGUUUACUAUUUGCCAAUGUCCCUUUUUAUUCUCAUUAGGUAUGAAGAUUUCUAUUUUGGAGUAUGAAACACGUAGGAUCAUGGAAUAUAAUGCAGAACAAGCAUUUUUAAAAGCGUUAGAUCGCAGGCAAGUUGUUGACGUAUAUUUGAAAGUUCGCGUCAGGAGGAACUUCGUUACACAAGACUCACUAAGGAGUAUUCAAUCACAACAGAAAGAUCUCAAAAAAUCCCUCAGAAUAGAAUUUGUCAAUGAGCCUGGCAUUGAUGCUGGAGGCUUAAGAAAGGAAUGGUUCUUAUUAUUAACACGAGACUUGUUUAACCCGAAUAACGGUUUGUUUGUCUAUAUUCCUGAAAGUAGGCUAUCAUGGUUUUCCAUAAGUUCUUCGCUGGACAGCGAGUUGUUACAAGGACAGAAUAACAGCUCCGAAUUGUACUAUUUAUUUGGUGUCGUACUAGGCUUAGCAAUAUACAAUAGCACUAUUUUGGACUUAAAAUUCCCCAGAGCCCUUUACAAAAAGCUCUGUUCAGAAAAGUUGUCUCUAGAUGACUUUAUGGAAUUAUAUCCAGAGACGGGUGAAAACCUUUUAAAAAUGUUAGAAUAUAAUGAAAGUGAUUUUGAGGAAACGUUUGGUCUCAAUUUUGAAACCAGUUUCCCUGAUUGUCUUGAUGAGACAAAAGUUUACUAUCACGAACUCUGUCCUGACGGUGGCAACCGUGCUGUCACUCAAGAGAAUAAGGAUGAGUAUUUUAAGCUUUGGAUGGACUUCUACUUAAACCGUUCGAUAGAAAAAAGUUUUGAAAGCUUUAGAAGUGGUUUCUUUCAUGUCAUUGAAGCUAACUCUUUCAAACUCUUCGGUUCUGAAGAGAUAGAGCAGCUUGUCUGUGGCAGUCACGAACAAGGCCUUGACGUCGACAUGUUGCGUAGUGUUACAAAGUACCAGGGUGGAUUCGAUGAUAACAGUCCUGUUGUGCAAUGGUUUUGGGAAAUAAUCCAAGAGUUUGACUACGAAAAACAGAGAAAACUCCUACAAUUUGUCACUGGUUCCGACAGAGUACCUGCAACUGGCGUCACCACAAUUCCAUUCCGCAUCUCCAGAAUCCGCUCCGGAGCUGACAGAUUACCGCUAUCCCACACAUGUUUUAAUGAAAUAUGCCUACAUGAUUAUAUCGACAAGCACACCUUGAGAUCAAAGUUGCUUGUCGCCAUAGAUGAGUCCGAAGGAUACGGAUUCAGGUAA
Eremothecium cymbalariae DBVPG#7215 is the source of this 2514-nucleotide messenger RNA. RefSeq names its product putative E3 ubiquitin-protein ligase HUL4 (gene HUL4). Bases 1 to 2514 code for a protein of 837 amino acids. Gene Ontology annotation, biological process: protein polyubiquitination; positive regulation of protein catabolic process; proteasome-mediated ubiquitin-dependent protein catabolic process. Lineage: Eukaryota; Fungi; Ascomycota; Saccharomycetes; Saccharomycetales; Saccharomycetaceae. Gene Ontology annotation, molecular function: ubiquitin-protein transferase activity. The record is from RefSeq and is a predicted model, not a curated record. The transcript has a single exon.